GGGGGGGGGGGGGCGGUGGGGGCUCGGCGUAUGCGAAAUCUCUGGCAGCGCUUCCCCAUUGCAUAGGAUGAGCAGACACUCCAUUAUAAGUGUAUUCUUUAUAAAAAGCGAGUUUACUUCUUUUUAGACAGCAUUACAGGAGGGCGAUUCGCUAAUCAAAACGAUCAAAAUUAAAUCGCUCGGAUGCGUGCAGCUUUGGAUUUUGGAAUACAUGUAACAUGGUGCGCCGGAGCUGUCUUUGGGUUCCGUACACCGUGGUGAUCAUGUCUUACUUCAACCCGGAGAGAGCGCUGGCGGCUCCGCAAGACAACGAUGGGGUGGUCCAAUCCCGCGCCUCACCCUUGGCCCCACCUCCCUAUGUGGUCGUCCUGAUUUCGGGCUCUGGGCUCUUCUCCUUCGUCUUGCUCCUGCUGGCCUGCCUUUGCUGUAAGAGGGGUACCGUUGGCUUCAAUGAGUUCGACAACCCUGAUGGUGAUGAGUUUUCAGGUGACUACAGCCCCCCAGCUGAGGACAGCUCCUCUUCACAGUCCAUUCCAGAGGUGUACAUACUGCCUCUGUCUGAUGUCAGCAAUGCAGCUUCCCUGCACUCCAAUGCUGUUGGAGGUCCACAUGGCUUCAGCAGACACAGUCUCAGUUACCUUCAGGAAAUCGGCAAUGGUUGGUUUGGAAAGGUCAUCCUGGCUGAGAUUUUUUCAGACUCAAGUCCAGCACAGGCUGUGGUCAAGGAGCUGAGGGUCAGUGCUAGCCCUCUGGAACAGCGGAAAUUCCUCACUGAGGCUCAGCCUUACCGGAGCCUCCGACAUCCCAAUAUUCUCCAGUGCUUGGGUCUGUGCAGCGACACCAUUCCUCUUUUACUUGUGAUGGAGUUCUGUCAGCUGGGAGACCUGAAGCGAUACCUUCGAGCACAGAGGAAAUCCGAUGGCAUGACUCCUGACCUUCUGACUCGAGACCUUGCUACUUUGCAGCGCAUGGCGUUUGAAAUCACAUCAGGGCUGUUGCAUCUCCACCAGAACAACUAUAUCCACAGUGAUCUUGCUCUCCGGAACUGUCUACUGACUUCUGACCUCACCGUCCGUAUUGGAGACUACGGGCUGUCACACAAUCACUAUAAGGAAGAUUACUAUCUCACACCAGAUAAAUUGUGGAUUCCUCUUCGAUGGAUUGCACCAGAAAUUUUGGACGAGUUCCAUGGCAACGUGGUGGUGACCGAUCAGAGCAAGGAGAGCAAUGUGUGGUCGCUCGGCGUGACAAUCUGGGAACUGUUUGAAUUUGGAGCUCAGCCCCACAGGCAUUUAUCUGAUGAAGAGGUGUUGACCUUUGUGAUAAAAGAAAGACAAAUUAAGCUGGCAAAGCCACGGUUGAAACUUCUGCAUUCUGACUACUGGUAUGAAGUAAUGCAGUCUUGCUGGCUCCCUCCUGCUCAGCGUCCAACUGUAGAAGAGAUCCAUCUCCUCCUUUCAUCUUUGCUUGCUGCAGAACGAGGCAUGGGUACAGAAACCGAUGACACCUUUGAACAGCGCUGGGACACUCUUAAGCCUCCUCCUCUUCAUCACUUCUUUUCUACGCCUGAGGAAAUCCAGGGUCCUCAUGCUCAUUACAUCUCCAAAACCUCUUUCCCUCUGCUGGAGCAAGUGAGUUCCAGCUCUGGUCCCAUCACUACUGUGACUGUUGACUUGGACGACAUCUUGACUGUCACCGAGACCAGCAGAGGUCUGAAUUUUGAAUAUUUGUGGGAGCAAGCUCGUCGAGGGCGUGGCCAAGCAACUAGAACCCGCCCAGCCACCCAUCCCAUUCCAAUUACAGGAUCCACUCCUCACACUCAGGCCAAUCUGCUGUCCAGGACACAUAAUAGACAUAGUCUGGAUACCCCAACAGUGGUGCCUGUCAUCAGUGCACGAAGCCCCUCAUUGGCCAGUGAAUAUUACAUUCGCUUGGAAGAACAUGCUCCUAAUCCUAACUCUCCCCCACCAAACCAGAAUUCUCUUGUUCCCACACUUGCAGGCGAGAAGGGUCAUAUGUCUUCUGACUUACAGCUUCAGCAUUUCCAGUCUCAGAUUUCACCUCACAGAAACAGUCGAUUCUGCAUCAGCUCUCCGCCUAAAGGACGGUGUACCCUCACAUACUCCCCUCCUUUGAUGGGGUUGUCACAGACUCACAAAUAUCGCCACCAGUCUGAUUUUGCAGGCAAAAUGUUACCCUCAGCCAACAAUGAACAGAAAAGGAGUAUGGGAAACGCUUCGAGUGACCUUGAACUGACAGAGAUAAAGCCACGAAGUAAUGAUCUUGAAUUUGAUCACAUGAGAUUGUCAAAGACAAUACCAAGUAAGAACAGAGAAAAUGCUGAAUUGAGGCAAGUGAAAGUUAUGGCGAGACCCAAUAAUAUAAUAAUGACCAGAGGACCUGAACUGAUCACUACUGGACAAGUGUUUUCUGAGCAAAUCACAGCUGAAGCAGCUGAAAUACUCUCUCUGGAACCUAAGAUUAUGCCAAUGGACAUUUCAAUGCCUAGAGAAUGUGCACUUUCUAGCACAAGGACGAGUGACUGUGGCCUUGUGGAAAUUACAGUGCCCAACCAUUUGCAAUCUUACGUAUCUCCAGCUAAGAGUGGACGUGGGUUGAAAGAAAGGUGUGCACUAGGAAAUGCUCAACAAAAAACAGGACGUUACUCCCACCAAGCUCAAUUGGCAGUAGAACUCGAUCACUCACUUCCAGCUCUCAUUCCCAAACCAACCUUUGAUAAUAUAAAAAUGACGUCUGCAUCCUAUUUACGCAGUAGACCUCUUCCAGCCCCUCCUCGAUGUGCAUCGUUUACAUCAGAUUCAGCUGAACUAACCACAUUUCAUAGGGUAUAUGGAAGGAGACUGAGUCUUGAAGAAAGUGAAUCCAUGGAUUGCCUGAUGCGAAAUGUAAACAACCAAAGCAUGCUGAGCAGCAGCCUUGACAAAUCUUGCGGACUCCGAGACGUUCGAAAUCACCAAGCUGUAUCCACCUUUCGCUCAGGAGGCUGUCAAAGUAGCAUUCAUGAAUUUACCGACCCCUUGAUGGGCACUGCCAUCGGAUCAUUUGACCCUCUUGGUUUUCAACGUCAGCGCCGUCCAGUUGUUGCUCCACCUUCUCCGUCUCUGUCUCCUUCAAUUCCCCCUUCUUCCUCCAUGUCUCAUUUGUCUAUUCCACUGACUCUCUCAUCCCGUCCACUCCCUGCCCCACUCUCCCCUUCUCUGCCUCCACCACAGUCCUCCCCCCCACCACUUCCUGUAGCUUAUCAGCUGGAAGAAGAGCUGCCCAGUCUAGGCUUUGCAGAAGGCCUAACGACAGAUGGAGAACACAUGGAGGCUGCAUCAAAUCAAAAAACAUCCUCACAUGGGCUGUACCAACAUUCAGAAUCCUAUCAAGAAUCUCAGUCAGACAAUUGCUCUUCUCAAAACAUUUUAAAUAAAAUAACCUCAAUAAAUGUGACUGAAAACAUUUGGAGUGAGAAUGUAAAAGACUCUAACAUCAAAGAAAACAAACCAGGGGAAUCAGAAAAAUCUGAAAUGACUCCUUGGGUGCCUAUGGCGGAAAACCAAAUGCAGAAAGAGUCAGCCCAAUCCAAAGAAAUUAGUGUAAUCCAGAAAGAUUUUGUGAAACAGGCAGAAGCCACUAGCUCUCAAGAACCUCUCACAGAUAGUGUGAUGAAUUCUGAAGCUGAAAGCCAUAGUGCAGCCGUUAAAUCGGGGGAGUCUGAGCCAGCAGCAGAAGGGUCUUUGUUUACCCCAGGAGCUGCAAAUACAUGCCGCGUUAGCCAGUCAGCCCACAUGGACUCUUCUGUUUCUGUGUCACCUCUGGCUUCUUUCACUGAUGUGGAUCCUGGAAGUUCUUCCUCCUUAAAAUUGUUGUCACUUUGUCAUGGUGUGGAAGUGCAGGUAAAGGACAAUGACAGCUCUUCAGUGGAAGAAGAAACUACCAAUUACAUUGAAAUAACAUCCAAUAGUCCCCUUUUGACCGACGCUAGUAGUCUAUAUACAGUUGAAGCAAUGGCCAGUACUCCUCCCCACACAACAUUAGCUGAUAAUCCUCAGUUACCUGAAACAACAACUGAAUUACCCAUUUCUUCUGAAAAGGGUGAUAUUUCUGAUGACCUAGCAUCCAACAGUUCAUCUCUGCCAGAAAUAAUCACCCCUACUCAGUCUUCAACAGAAGUAACUUUGAAGAGUCCUUUCCCAGCAGUAAGUGAAUCUCCAUCUCCAUCAUCAAAGUUCAAAAACCUUCCCAUCAUUGAAAUAAUUCCCUGCAGUCCGCUUUCUACAAAAACAUUGUCAAGAAGCACAAGUUUAAUAGAAACAUAUUCUAGCAAACUUCCUUCUCUUGAAGUGUCAUCCAUCGGCCAAUGUGCAUUUGAGCCAAUCUCCAGGAUCUCCCACUAUGAUCUAGUAGACCCCAGUGACGUGCCAUCAUCAAAAACAAAUCACAAUAUCUCAUUGUCAGCAGAAACAAUACCCAUUAGAUCUCAAUCACCACAAAGAACAUCCAUAAGCAAGUCUUCAGAAGAAAACCAGCCCAGUCUACCAUCAUCUACUAAAAUAAGGUCCAGUGAUCCUAAGAAGGGAUCACCAUACAGCAGGUCUUUUUCUGUUGACACAACACACACCCCUAACUGGCCAUCACACAAACCAUCUGCCGACUUUGUUUCGAGAAAUGCAACACCUGAAGAUGCUGCUUUAGCUAAUAUAACACUUCCUUGGUCAAUAACAUCCACAGCAAUUUCUACUAGCCAGUCAAGUGUCGAUGAGAUACAUAUCAUAGGGACCCUUCCACAGGAAGUGCAUGUCUUUGCCUCUGGGAGAACAGUAAUGAUGAACAACGGUUCAGAUACAGAAGACACAGCCUCUCCUCAUAUGCUCUCAGAUUCACCCUGUUGUUCAGCAAUACCUGAGGAUUCAAUGCAGAGUGAAGCGGUGCUCAGCAGCCUAUCACUGGCUGAAAUAAAUAACCCAGAAUCUACAACACUGGAUAUCACCUUGUCAGAACAGUCUUCAUCGGCUUUUACUCCAACAGAUGGCACAUUCUCCCCUUUGUCAUCAACUCUAGAUUGUAUGACUCCUGCUGAUCCGGUGGAGGGAACGGGUGAAUUUAGGAUGUUGGGAACUGAUACCCCUCACAGAGAUUCUGCCUAUUUUUCUGAUGGAGAAAGCGAUUUAGAGAGGGGAAGGAGAGGAACCACUGCAAACAGAAUAGGUAGUGCUGAGGAUAUGGAAGAGCUGCAAGGUAAAAAGCAACAGCAAAGGUUGGAAGGAAUACCAGAGAAGCUGGAAAAUGAGGGUUCCCUGUUGAAUUUUAAUGACAAAGAAGUGAAUCAAAAAGACUCAAAUCAGGUCCUUAGGUUGGACAAUCUGAUUUUAUCAGAGGAUCUGGGAGGAAUACUGGAGAACCGCAUAGAAAAAGAUUUUGGAAAAGGACAGGGGGAGCAUUUUGAUAAUACAGCUUUGGAUGAGAUGAGAGAAGGAAUGGAGUUUGAUAAAGAUAAGUUCAGGAUACACAAUAAGUCUACAGAGGUGCAGGAAAUCCAAGAGUAUUCUAGACAGAAGGAAGUUCAAAAUCAAAACUGUAACGACACAGAGAGACAAAACAUUCAGAAUAUUUCCAAAGCAAAUCCUCAAUUGAUAGCUCUCCAAGCUUCAGAUGUUUUACAAAUGCAAAAGGAAGUACUGCUCAAAAACACUGGAAAUUUGACAGAGCAGCAGGUUAUUAACACCCAAUUUUAUGCUAACCUGGAGAGUGACAUUCUAAGAACACAGCUGCCCAAAGAAGAGGUGUUAGAUGCAGAUUUAGAGAAAUUCAACAAAAGGAAUUGUGAAAAGUCACCAACUGAAGUUCAAAGUACAUGCCUAAAAUCUCCACAGAUCUACCAGUACAUCUCUGAGAAUGACUCCCAGGGCUCCUGUAUAUUUAAAAGCUACAGUGAUACUGGACUCUUUGAACAAACUGACCUCCUAGACAGUUCUUCAAGUCUCUCCUCAAUCCAUAGUUUUAGCAUGGCAGAAGAAGAGAGAACUCUGCUCAAGAACUUGAGCGACCUGGACUCUCUAAAAAAAUUAGAUCUCCAACAACAACUUGGGAAUUACAGCAUGUCUGAUGUGGAAUUUUUAGCAGACAACUUUGAGAUCCAAGACCUUGAGCAAAACUCGAUCUGGAGUGAUCCAGAAUCUCAACAUCGGGAUCCAGAGCAGGACUCACUAGAAAACUUUGAAAAGCUAGAAAUGAUAUGUCUUGAGCAGAAUUCCCUUGAGAACUACGAGAAUGCUAGUUAUACAGAUUCACAAGGAUCUGCAGAAGACAUUUUCAAGAAAUUAGAUAUGAGUGAAGAUCGGACUAUGGAAAUUAUACGUAUGCAACAGCAGUCCCUAGAAAAACUAAAAAAACUCAGACCUCAUUGA
This is a messenger RNA of Erpetoichthys calabaricus (reedfish), 6413 nucleotides long. RefSeq lists its product as uncharacterized. Gene Ontology annotation, biological process: protein phosphorylation. The record is from RefSeq and is a predicted model, not a curated record. The transcript has 12 exons. Gene Ontology annotation, molecular function: ATP binding; protein kinase activity. The coding region runs from base 219 to 6413 and encodes 2064 amino acids. Lineage: Eukaryota; Metazoa; Chordata; Cladistia; Polypteriformes; Polypteridae.